Molecule: messenger RNA, 1260 nt
Organism: Olea europaea var. sylvestris
Lineage: Eukaryota; Viridiplantae; Streptophyta; Magnoliopsida; Lamiales; Oleaceae
Product: GDSL esterase/lipase At4g10955-like
Exons: 5
Coding region: 1-1260 (419 amino acids)
Source: RefSeq, a predicted model, not a curated record
AUGAAAAGCAAAGUAAAUUGUAGGAGUGGGCAUUUUUUCCCGGAACCGGUGGAACCGGGCCGGAACCGUUUAAAACCGGCCGGUUCGGUUCCGGUUCUUCUAAAAAAUAAUUUGGUUUCGGGACAAAUUAUUAAGAACCAAUCGGUUCCGGUCCGGUUCUUGGUUCUAAUACGGGAACCGCGGAGAACCGAACGGAACAACUGGCAUCAUCGCAAGUCCAUCAUGGCCAGCUUGGUUAAGGUUGUAUACACACUAGAAAGUGAUCGCAAGCGAGAGCGACAAGACCAUCAAGCUCUUGCUCCUGAAUGGUGGAAAUCUUUCAAUUUUGAACUAAACCAAGUUCUAGAAGAUGAGCAGGACAAAUCAAUUUUUGGAGCUAUUUUCAAGUCCUGUCCUAACUACACAGGCCAAGGUCCCCCGAAAUACGUGAUCGCCUUCCGUGUUACGGUCAACAAACCGGAAAACGUGCCUCGAGAUUAUAAGCAGAAUCUUCAGGUUUUUCUCAAUGGACUCAAGAAAAGUCCGCGUGUUCGUGCUGGCAUGGAAACUGCUAUGAACAUUGUUCGAGAAGCAAAUGGCCCUGGAAAUGUCUGGUUAGCAGGACAUUCGGCAGGUUCAUCAGUAGCAUUACUAAUUGGGAGGAAAAUGAUGGAAGCGAAAUAUAGUCUCGAGACCUAUCUCUUUAAUCCGCCAUUCCUUUCUUUUCCAAUUGAACGGAUAAAAAGCGAGAAUUUGAAAGACGGUCUAAGAAUAGGAAAAAGUUUCCUCACUGCAGGACUAGUUUUUGUUGCCAAUGGAGGUCACCGGCCAACGCCUCGUGAAAAUGAUCCGUUUAACGUGUUAUCUACAUGGGCACCCCAUUUGUUCGUCAAUAAGUCCGAUCCCAUAUGUUCCAACUACGUUGGAUAUUUCGAACACAGAAAGAAAAUGAAGAGAAUGGGAUUUGGAAAAAUUGGAAAUAUAUCAACACAACAUUCAAUUCGGAGUAUAAUGUACCAUGCAAUAGGGAAGGAUUCAGAACCAAUUCAUCUUCUUCCUUCUGCACAUUUGACUAUCAAUAUAAGUCCGCCUAUUAAUAUGAGAAAAUGUGAAAUGUUGGAUGCACAUGGAAUUCAUCAAUGGUGGAAUCCAGAUUUGCAAGUAGAUUCUAUAGUAUACAGUGUCGAGAAUGGAACUUGUAAUGUGCGUCUCUAUAUGAACACCCAUUUGAGAUUCAUCGUGUCGCACGGGGGAAGGUUUAUUCACGCAGAUGACGAAUGA